Molecule: messenger RNA, 882 nt
Organism: Protobothrops mucrosquamatus (brown spotted pit viper)
Lineage: Eukaryota; Metazoa; Chordata; Lepidosauria; Squamata; Viperidae
Product: galectin-6-like
Exons: 8
Coding region: 1-882 (293 amino acids)
Molecular function (GO): carbohydrate binding
Source: RefSeq, a predicted model, not a curated record
AUGAUCACUUCACCUGAAAUCUACCACCUGGCUCUCCCUUAUGAUCAACCUGUCCUUGGUGGUCUCCGUCCUGGGAUGUCUGUAUAUGUGAAUGGCACAGUGCCCCAAGACUCUGACAGCUUCUCAGUGGACUUCGCCUGUUGCCAGCAUAAAGGGGCUGACAUUCCUUUCCACUUCAGCCCUCGUUUUAAAUUUGAGAAUCUUGUGCUCAACACGUUUCAGUCUCACAGGUGGGGAAAGGCAGAGAUACACAAGAAUCCCUUCCAAAAGGGCGAGCAUGUUGAGAUCAUCGUCAUUGUCAAUGAGGCCGAAUACCAGAUCUUCGUGAACGGGAAUCCCUUCUGCAACUACAGCCACAGAUUUCCACCACAACGUGUGCAAAUCAUUAGAAUUGAUGGAGACCUGGAGCUGCAGUCUCUGAAUGUGACGGCAGGACCAAAUAUGGAGGACACAAUAAUGACGAACCCUGCAAUCUACUACCCACCGAUGCCCUACACAGGCGACAUUCCUGGAGGUCUGGGAGCCAACAGGACCAUCACAGUCCAAGGCUCUAUUCCCCAAAACGCUAAAAGGUUUGAAAUAAAUUUUAUGGCUGGCCAGGAACUUGCUCUGCAUAUUAACUUUCGCAUGAAACCGUGGAAAGCCGUAGUACGCAAUAGUUUUUUGCAAGGUAGCUGGGGAAACGAGGAAAGCAACUUGACCUUUAACCCUUUUCAGCCUGGGCAGCACUUUAAGCUCUCAAUCAACUGUGACAACCAUGAAUUCAAGUUUUAUGCUAACGACCAGCCCUUCUUCAACUACACUCAUCGUUAUGUCCCUAUCAAACACAUCCGCACCCUAGAGAUUGAGGGAGACGUGACCCUUUCCUACAUCAAGUACUAA